This is a messenger RNA of Linum tenue, 1259 nucleotides long. The record is from the annotation of a GenBank genome assembly. Lineage: Eukaryota; Viridiplantae; Streptophyta; Magnoliopsida; Malpighiales; Linaceae.
AAAAGCAACAACCCAAACAAGUAGAAGCAACAACAACAAAAAAAGACGACAUGGCAGCCAUGGCCGGUCCUGUUCUUCUAUCCUUCCUAAUGAUCUUCUCCAUCCUUUCUUCCUCUGUUAGUUCCCUUAGCCUGAACUACUACGACAAAACUUGCCCCAACUUCGAGUCAGCCGUCACCAAUGCCGUCCAGAAAGCCAUGAAGAAUGACAGGACUGUCCCUGCCGCACUUCUUCGGAUGCACUUCCACGACUGCUUCAUUAGGGGUUGCGAUGCCUCUGUGUUGUUGAAAUCAACCAAAAAGAACGUGGCAGAGAAAGAUGGGCCGCCGAACAUCUCACUCCACGCAUUCUACGUAAUCGACCAUGCAAAGAAAGCUGUCGAAAAAAUGUGCCCUGGAGUUGUUUCUUGUGCUGACAUCCUCGCUUUGGCCGCCAGAGAUGCUGUUGCUUUGUCCGGAGGUCCAAAUUGGGCAGUCCCUAAGGGUCGAAAGGACGGGCGAAUCUCCAAGGCCAUCGAGACCCGACAACUCCCGGCUCCAGUCUUCAACAUCUCCCAACUCCAACAGAGCUUCUCCCAGAGGGGACUCUCCCUAGAGGACCUCGUCGCCCUCUCGGGAGGCCACACUCUGGGGUUCGCCCACUGCUCGUCCUUCCAGAACAGGAUCCACAACUUCAACACCAGCAUCGACGUGGACUCGACCCUGAGCCCGUCGUUCGCGGCGAGCCUCAGGAGGGUCUGCCCCUUGCACAACAAGGCCAGGAACGCCGGGUCGACCAUGGACUCCACCACGUUCGGGUUCGACAAUGUCUACUACAAGAUGUUGCUCGGUGGGAAGAGCAUCUUCUCGUCGGACCAGGCUUUGCUAACCAACCCUAAGGCCAAGGCUCUGGUCCAGAAGUUUGCCGCGUCCGAGGCCGAAUUCGGCAAGGCGUUUGCUGCUUCCAUGGUUAAGAUGAGUAGUCUUACUGGUGGGCAGGAGGUUAGGCUUGAUUGUAAGGUUGUGAGGUAGAUUUUUUUUAUAUUUAAUUAAUUUCGGUUUUUUAUGGGUUUGAUUAAGUUGGGUCCUUGGGCAAGAAUUUGGUUCAUCUUGGUGGGUUUGAGUGACUACAUUGGUGUUGAGUUGAUGGGGUAAAAUGUAAAAUUUGGGCAGUCAAAUUGGGCGCCAGGAGAGAGUUGUGGGUUUGUUUGUCAAUGUGAUUUAUUGGAACUCAUUUUUAUGUUAAUAAUAAUUAGUUGGAUUGUGAUUGCGAAUUUGAUG